Messenger RNA from Ruditapes philippinarum (Manila clam), 1156 nucleotides. RefSeq names its product tumor necrosis factor-like. The record is from RefSeq and is a predicted model, not a curated record. The transcript is spliced from 5 exons. Lineage: Eukaryota; Metazoa; Mollusca; Bivalvia; Venerida; Veneridae. Bases 170 to 979 code for a protein of 269 amino acids. Gene Ontology annotation, biological process: immune response. Gene Ontology annotation, cellular component: membrane. Gene Ontology annotation, molecular function: tumor necrosis factor receptor binding.
ACAAUUUGCGACAGGUAAUUUAAAUCAAUCGGGUUUACCACACUAUAAUAUUUUAGGUUUAAUUUUGUAUUGUGAUUUUAAAUGCUUUGUAAAUUUAAAUACGUUUAAAUUGUGUUUGAGCUCGGACAAGAAUGAGGAAAUAAACGUUCGUGAAAAGUUAUAAGGAAAAAUGUACGAUUUUAAGUACAAAAGAUAUACCCUGAAAAUACUUCUCAGCUUCGCUGUAUGCGAAAUUGUCACUCUUUCAGUACUUGUUACAUACUGGCGAGAGCAAAAGGAAAUAAGUUUGGCUCCAACACAACAGAAAAAGUGUUACCCACAACAUAAAUUGUUCAGAGGUGAUGACAGAAACAUUGCUUGUCCAGGAAAACGUAUAUUUGCAAAAGACAAAUCAAAACAGAAUUCAUACUGCUGUGGAGAUACGAGUGACGUUUUAAACAUACUCCUGAAUAAGACUGUUUUGGAAAGAUUUGAUAGCGAUGUUAAUCCAGAAUCGACUUCCUUUGACCUGACUGACUUUAAUUGUUCAUCGUCAAAACACCAAACACCAGCACUUACACUAACGGGGGCAUGGCACAAGAAAUCAAGUAAUGGCACACAUGAUAAAAUAUCUUGGAAGAGUGAUCAGUCGACUAGUGCAAAGGCCGUAUUUAUGUAUCUGGAAAAGGAAAACUCAGUUUUGGUUGAGGAAACAGGUUUUUUCUACAUUUUGUCCCAGCUGGAAAUAUCAGUCGACAAGAAUUUUAAUAACAUUGGACAUUCUGUGCAAUUAUUAUCAGAUAACAGUACAGUAUCUAUUUUGCUUGAAGACUUAUUUUCGCCUUGUCAAAUUGCAUCAGAUGCUUCUCAAGAGAAGACAAGUGUUAUCGGAGCAGUUUUCCAACUUAAUAAAGGAGACCGGGUCUAUGUCACUACUUCUUACCCUGAUAAUAUAUCAUUUAAUUUAAAGAACAGUUUUUUCAGCAUAUACAAGUUGUAGAUACCUUUACAAAACUUGAAGUGUUAAAAUCUUAAAGUGAUUCGGUCCAUGAUGGAUAAUACCAUCUGUAAUACUUUAAAGAACUAUGUUGUCAAACCUUAAAACAGAGAGCAAAAGAAGUACGUAUAUAUGCAAGUAGAUCUUGUUGGUAAUCUUACACAUUUUUUUCAGGUCAUA